This is a messenger RNA of Thamnophis sirtalis, 3389 nucleotides long. It is a transcript of the gene HOXA5, whose product is annotated as homeobox A5. Gene Ontology annotation, molecular function: DNA-binding transcription factor activity, RNA polymerase II-specific; RNA polymerase II cis-regulatory region sequence-specific DNA binding. Lineage: Eukaryota; Metazoa; Chordata; Lepidosauria; Squamata; Natricidae. Gene Ontology annotation, cellular component: nucleus. Gene Ontology annotation, biological process: regulation of transcription by RNA polymerase II; anterior/posterior pattern specification. The record is from RefSeq and is a predicted model, not a curated record.
AUGAGCUCCUAUUUUGUAAACUCAUUUUGCGGUCGCUAUCCAAAUGGCCCGGAGUACCCGUUACAUAAUUAUGGAGAUCCGAGUGCCGUGAGCGAGCAAUUCAGGGAAUCGGCCAGCAUGCAUUCCGGCAGGUACGGCGGCUACGGCUACAAUGGUAUGGACCUCAGCGUCGCCCGCUCUGCUUCCAGCCACUUUGCGCCAGGGGGGGCCACAGAGAGGGCUCGCGGCGGCAGUUACCCCUCCAGCGCCAGCGCCAGCGCCAACGCCAGCGCCGCCACCCCCGACGCCAGGUACGCCAACCGGGCGGCGGCCGCUCACUCGCCUCCGCCUGAGUCGCUGCCUUGCGCCGCCGUGACCGCCUCGCCUGUCAGCGGCGACGCUCAUCACGGUGGGGGGAAAACCUCCACCGUUAACUCGACCACCAGCACUUCGUCCACCUCCAGCGGCACCGCCAACGCCGGCGGCAGCGCCAGCAGCAACGGCAGCGCCAGCGCCAGCACCAGCCACCUGGGCAGAGAAGGGCUUAGCACGUCGCCGGUCGCCCAGGAGGAUCCUCCCGCCAACAACGAGCAGGCGUCCUCUCAGCAGAACGACCAAAACACAGCUCAACAGGCUCCCCAGCCCCAGAUCUACCCCUGGAUGAGAAAACUUCACAUAAGCCAUGACAACAUAGGGGGGCCCGAAGGGAAAAGGGCUCGGACAGCUUACACCCGAUACCAGACCUUGGAGCUGGAGAAAGAGUUUCACUUCAAUAGGUACCUGACCCGCAGGAGGAGGAUUGAAAUAGCACAUGCUCUUUGCCUCUCAGAGAGACAAAUCAAGAUAUGGUUUCAAAACAGGCGCAUGAAAUGGAAAAAGGAUAACAAGCUGAAGAGCAUGAGUAUGGCAGCUGCAGGAGGAGCCUUUCGCCCUUAAGAGAUAUGCCAGCCCUGCUUCUCUCCCCCAUCCCCCCACCCCAUCCCAGAGAGGGAAAAACAAUACAAGUACAAAAACACCACAACAAUUCAACAGUAUUAUAUAAAUGCUGACCCUGCGUAGGCGCAGUCAGUAAUUGCUCUUUGCUUAACUUCCCUAAAAGGGCGAAUCAACCCUCUGCUGAUGUAUCUUAAUAAUCAUGAGCCUGUUUAAUUGAGCCUUCCUAGUGCGCGGCGUUUUACAGUAGAUCGGCUUCCCUGUGCAUUUCUUUGUCUUGAAUAGCUUUGUCUUUUUUUUUUUUUACGUAGAUGUUUUAACUUAUUUAUAUGAAGCAAGUGGCGUUACUUGAAGUAAUUGUAAAAACAGGAAAAAAAUAGUCCUACGCAAACAUUAAAAAAAGGAAAGGAGGCUUCCCUUCCUUCCCUUCCUUCCUCCUUCCCACACCCCACUCUCAGUCUGGUUUAAACCCAGUGUUUUUCUCUGUGUUGUUUCCCUCGCUGUGCUUAACCAUGCAUGUGUGUUUGAACGUGUCAGUGUAUGUAUAACUCCAAGCUGUGGCCAAGAUUUCCAAUCAGAAAAAAUACUACCUAAUUCCUGUGUCAUUAAUGACUGUUGUAGAGGUGAAAUAAUGAAACAAGCUGAACUUGUCCAAACGUGUAGUGAAUAGUGAAUCUGUGACGAAAACUGUGAUUCCAGACAGUAUGUCCUUGCUGUGCCUUUGUAUAUGACUUUUUGCACGAACACUUAAAAAAUGGCUUUUAUUAAGCGCAGCUUCGGAAAAGUAAAAGGGUUGGGGGUGUUGUUGUUUUUGUUUUGUUUGUGGUCAAAGUUACAAAUAGAGUCAAAAUUUGGCUAUUUGAACAAAAAUGUGAUUUUUUUAAAAAGAAAUGUGGAUUUUUUUUAACUGACUGGAAAAAUAAACUUUCUUUUAUAAGGGAUCAUCUCCCCCUUUUCUUUCUACUCUGUAUUUUGCCUUUUGAGGGGGAGCUGGUCUGUACCCUACAGAGACUCAUAUAUUGCUCCACAUUUAGUCUGGAGACUAAAGUUGGAGACGAAACUGAGCCCAAUAGCCCCUGUAAACUGGAGCAAAGAUUGCUUUCUGUGUUGAAUGUUGUAUAAGAAACAAAAAAGUGUUUGUCAUUUUUUGGGGGGAAGGAAGAUACCACACUGUUAACUCUUUUUCCCAAACAAACAAACAAACAAACAAGCAUUUGCUUUCCUCAACUUCAUUUCUAAGAACUUUAGCUUUCUAGAGGGAACUAACAAAAAACUAACUGGUGGACAGUUACAGAUAUCUUGCAGAGAGACUCUUACACACAAUCUACCAUGAAUUACACUUCUCCUUGUGCAAUUUUAACAGAUAUUGGGGAAAGACUUAGAUCAACUCAAAUAAAUAUGUAUUUCUUUGUUUAGCUUUGUUACAAUUAAUUUUGCUAGAAAUGUAACACUACUUACCCAACCCAGGGCUUGAAUGGUUAAUGCUUCUGAGUUCCUAAGAGUAACUAAAGAUCUGUAGAUUUACAGGCAAAGUACACUGGUAUCUUCCCUUAAAAGUUAUAAAGCAGUAAACUUUAUAAGCCCAAGUUCCAGCUAUAUGACAUUUAGAUACCAAAUGAAUAGGGUUUUGUCUAUGAAUUACAUCGUAAAAUCAUCCAUAGUACAGACAGAUAGGCUCACUGGCUAUAAAAAGUCACGUGGUGCCAUUAAAGUAAGUUUUAUGGUUCUGGGGAGUUGUCAUCCAACAUUAUAUACCACAUAACAUAUAAUAACACUGACGCUGGACUUCAUUUGACUCUCUUACAGGCUACGUGCGCCUCCUGGUCAUUCAAAUUGUCAGGGUUUAGGUACAGAAGUAUCUCUCCCCAAGUUCUCAAAUACUCAGUGAAAAAAAGCGCUCAAGGUAAGUUAUGUGCGCAAGUUGCUUAAGUUUAUUUUUUCAGUAGAGAACUCGGCUAUAUUUUUGCCUUACUCCUUGUUUUUGGACCUGGCAGUAUUUUGAAAUAAUCCAAUAACCGCUUCAAGGGGCUGCUUUAAAGACAGGGUGAUUUUUACAAUCUGCUCCAAAUCCUAUGUAAUUUGUACUUUUCUGGAGUUGAGCUGAUAAAUAUAAGAACAACAAAUUUUAUUCUCAUCUUAAUCCCAAAUCAAACAUUACAGUCUGAAGCAAGAAAAGCAGAACAAGAGUCUUUGGCAGAGAUGGAUUUUGAGGCCUAACUUUAAUUAUGUUGGCUAAAGCAAAUGAUAAUGACUUCCUUUGCUCCAUGAAAGAUUUUUGUUUGUUUGUUUCUAUCAAUUGUAUUUAUGGGAAGAAGAGUCCGCAGGCCAAUUUAAAAAGAAAUAAUUGGAGGGAGAUGGUUUUGGCUAUAUACCUGUUGGAAGAGUCAACAACCCCAUUGUUAUUGGCAUGUCUGGAAUAUUUUCAUCUAGAUGAAAUAUUUACAUAUAACAAUAAAGGUGUUUUAGUUGAUUUUAAA